This is a messenger RNA of Lampris incognitus (smalleye Pacific opah), 1897 nucleotides long. RefSeq names its product RNA binding motif protein 42 (gene rbm42). The record is from RefSeq and is a predicted model, not a curated record. The transcript has 13 exons. Gene Ontology annotation, molecular function: mRNA binding. Bases 190 to 1437 code for a protein of 415 amino acids. NCBI's taxonomy places the organism in Eukaryota, Metazoa, Chordata, Actinopteri, Lampriformes, Lampridae.
GAUGAAAUGAGCUGUCAAACAAGAACUUCCUAAAAUUAAACAAGUACUUGCGAAGACGAAACAGCUACCGGAAGAAGAGGAAUAAGGACGCUGACAUGUCGUCACAGUUACGCGACAGCGAUUUCAAAGCCCUUGCGAGCGGAGCGAAAGCGUUCUGAUAGAAGGUUGCUAAGUGAUCACAGUCUAAGCAUGGCGCUCAAGUCUGGAGAAGAGCGUUUGAAAGAGAUGGAAGCUGAGAUGGCUCUUUUUGAGCAGGAGGUUCUUGGUGGUCCAGUUUCUGGAGGGGGUUCCGCUGUCAUGGAGGCAGUACCAGUAGCUUUGGCUGUCCCAGCUGUACCAGUGGUCCGACCCAUUAUCGGCACCAACACCUACAGACAGGUACAACAGACCCUAGAAGCCAGAGCUGCCACUUUUGUCGGUCCUCCCCCUCCAGCAUUUGUAGGACCAGUUCCUCCUGUGCGUCCUCCUCCUCCAAUGCUGAGGCCGGCCUUCGUUCCCCACAUCCUACAAAGACCCGGUGUUCAGAGGAUGCCAGUAAUGCGUGGUCCACCCACUGGGGGUAUGAUGGCCCCCCCACUUCCUCGACCCCCUCCACCUCCUCCCAUUAUGCUGCCUCCCCCACCGCAUGGCCAGAAUGCUCCCCAAGCUCCUUCUCAAGUUAUGCAGUCGAUCCAACACCAGCAUAUAUCCUCAGCGUCGCCGGUCAACGAUAUGGUUCCCAUGGUUUCAAGCCUACCCAAAAGACCGGCAGCCUCACCCGCUGUCAAACCAACACCUUCAAUCAUCCAGGCAGCUCCCACUGUGUACUCUGCCCCCUCUGCUCCUUCUGUUGGAUCCAAAAGACCAGACAUCAGAGCACAGAGACAAGCAAGAAUGGAGGAACUAGCAGUACGAGUUGCAGAACAGCAAGCUGCUGUAAAGGCAGCAGGCUUGCUUGAGAAGAAUGAACAUGAAGAUGGCAAUAGUGUCAUUGGACCCAGUAUGCCUGAGACAGAAGUACCAACCACUGAGCCUGCAGAGGGAACUGCUGAAGACAGGAAAAAAGGAAAGGGGGAGAAAGUGAAAAAGUGUAUCCGCACUGCUGCUGGUACCUGCUGGGAGGACCAAAGUUUACUAGAGUGGGACUCAGAUGAUUUCCGUAUAUUCUGUGGUGAUCUUGGUAAUGAGGUGAACGAUGACAUACUGGCCCGAGCGUUCAGCCGCUACCCAUCCUUCCUCAAAGCUAAGGUGGUGAGGGACAAGCGUACAGGGAAGACUAAAGGCUACGGAUUUGUCAGCUUCAAAGACCCCAACGACUACGUCAGAGCCAUGCGAGAGAUGAACGGAAAAUAUGUGGGCAGUCGUCCCAUCAAGCUCAGAAAGAGCAUGUGGAAGGACCGCAACAUUGAAGUGGUUCGCAAGAAACAGAGAGAGAAGAAGAAACUGGGGCUGAGAUAGUGUGUGUACCUGUGACAGAUCUCCUUUUGGACUAUUUUGUAUUCGUGUGAGUUGGCCAUGUGAUAUAAGUUUAGUCUGAAGCAGUAACGGUUGCCUCUUAAAUUGGAUUUUACUAGGCAGGGCAUCUGUUUGACACAAAAGCAACUAUUUACAAAUACAGUUUAUCAAAACUCAUAAUUUCUUACCGGUUUAAUAUUGCCCAUAUUUAUUUUCAAGACCUGAUCCGUUAUUGUAGUAUGAUACUGUUGCUUUAACAAUAUUGUUCAAAAACUGCUUGUUUUUCUAAAAUGUCAUCUUUAUUUUAAGAAAAUUGUUGCCCGAACUGUUUUGUAAAGCUGGUGAGCAUUUCUAGCAUUUGUAAACACUUAAUAAACACAAAAUUAUCUUUUCAGUUAUGACAAGUAAAGAUUACAGGCCCUUUUCCAACCUUGAAUAAACUCACAUUUUGACAGCUGUCUAA